Molecule: messenger RNA, 3064 nt
Organism: Plodia interpunctella (Indianmeal moth)
Lineage: Eukaryota; Metazoa; Arthropoda; Insecta; Lepidoptera; Pyralidae
Gene: Ttc7
Product: Tetratricopeptide repeat domain 7
Exons: 18
Coding region: 208-2919 (903 amino acids)
Biological process (GO): phosphatidylinositol phosphate biosynthetic process; protein localization to plasma membrane
Cellular component (GO): plasma membrane
Molecular function (GO): protein binding
Source: RefSeq, a predicted model, not a curated record
AAAGUUAACUUAGCUUUUUAUUAUAAUGGAAAUCUGAUUGACGUACCUACGUGAAAAGAAACGUGCUAAGAUGUUGUCAUCUGUCAAAUUUGGCCUUCAAUUUGCUGAGGAUCUUUUUGCAACUCCUAAAGGGUUUUGCAAUGUUUGAGUGAAUUGUAAGUUAAAAUCAAUGGUGUGACAUAUGAGUGAGGGAGUCCUCGUGUUAAAAUGACAUCGAGGGGUAAGAAUGUAGUACGGAGUUACGAGACUGAGAUCGAGAAGAGCCGAGAGGAGUCUAAUUGGAAGAAGGCAGUUGAGUUGGCCCAGCAGCUCAAGGCGAGGUCUCCUCAACACGAAAGCCUUGCUCAUUUUCUCAUUGGUGAAGGCAAGCUCGAAGCAUACCUUGAGGAAUGGCCACCCUCGAAGGAGAACAUCGAACGGGCACAGCGGGAGCUGUCAGACUCCAGGGGCUACCUGACCCUGGCUACAGAUGAGGCGGGCAAACGUGCAGGGGUGGCACUGGACUCCCACCUGCUGCUUGGGAAGCUGAGCUAUGCCUGCGGAUCAUAUGAUGAAGCAUUGAAGCAGUUCAGCUUGGCUGAACUUAAUACUUUAACAGAGAAGGAGUUGCCACUGAGGAGUUUGCGGAUCGUGGCGGAGUCGUACGCGAUCAAAGGGUUCUGCCUGGAGCUGGCCGGCGCGCCCUCCAGCAGCCGGUACAAGCAGGCCGAGAAGGACAAUGAAAUGAUCCGAAGUUUCGAGCUAGCAUCGGAACUGACCCUACUGUACCUGCAACGCACAACGACGGCCCGCGCGGGCCCCACACUGGAGACCGCGCUGCAGCGGGUGCCCAUACUGCACAUCCGCGCGGGGCGCCUGCAGAGCGCCAUCGACAGGUACCGCGACAUGCUGACGGCGGUGGAGUCGGUGUCGACGCAGGCGCUGCGGCUGACGCUGACGCGGCAGCUGGCGGAGGUGCUCAUGAGGGGAGUCACCGGACAGGUGUACAAAGCGCCGGAGAUGGGCGCGCCUGCGCAGACCGCGGGCCCCUGGAAGCCCCGGAAGUACGCCAGCAUCAACCAGUUCGUCCCCCGCAGCGAGUACGAGGAAGUGGUGCUGCUGCUGCUGGUGGGCGAGGCGAUGGCGGUGCGCGGCGCCGUGCUGUCGCAGAGCGCGGAGUUCCUGUCGGCGCGCGCGCACUCGCUGCGUGCGGCGGUCGCCGUCGCCGACCUGCUGGCGCUGGCCGCCGUGCGCUGGGGGCAGCUGGCCUUGCUGCUAGAGUCGCUGGAGCGCGCGAUGAAGUUCUCGUUCGGCGACGCGCACGUGUGGCGCCAGCGCGCGCUGGCCACAGCCGCCGCCGCGCCGGCGCCCGCCGCGCGCCCGCCGCUGCUGCUGCUGCAGCCGCACUACGCGCCCGGCAGCGGCGCGUGGAGCGCGGGCGUGCGCGCGCGCGCAGUGUCGCGCCGCGCGGCGAUGCUUGCGCCGCGCGACGCUGCGCUGCGUCUCGUCGCCGCCACCACCUGCUACCAGAUGGGAUGGGUAGAAGACGGUAUCGAGUUAGCAGAAGAAGCGCUGGCGAUAGAAGAUUCAGAAAAUGGGUCUAUGCUGGCGCGGGCGUGUUUAUAUUGUGGCAUCGGACAUCUGAUGAAGGCGCAGAAAACCAACUCUCGAAUUGAGAAAGAAGCGGCGCACGCGACGAGUCUGAAGUUAUUACUCCGGGCGGUACAACUGGAUGACAACGAUCACCUGGCGUUUUACUACCUCGCUCGUCAGUACAUGGCCCACGGGAUGCUCAACGAAGCUAUGGACGCGACUCGAGCGUGCCUGAGCGCCCGCGCGGAGUGCAGCGGCGGCCUGCGCCUCGCCACGGUGUUGUGGUCGUGUGCCUGCGCCGGCGCACGCGGCCUCCGCGCUCUCUCGGCCGCCAGGCUCGCGCGCGAACACUAUCCUAACGCUGAUUGGCCGCUGUGGAGCUUAGCAGCUUUACAAUUAUUGUGGGACCAGGGAGAGGCGGCGCUAGCGACGGGCAAAGAACUGUUAACCCUGCUCAAUAGCAGCGAGGACGUGUCCGCGGAACACAACGGCUACGCGGAACUCGACGCUCUGUCCGACUCGCACGACGAUACGCACAGUGUCAGAGACGCAGCGUCAGUCCGAGCGGAAUCGGCAGGCGCGUACCGCGCGGAGCGCACGCUGUCGGAGUGCGCGUCCUCCGCGUGCGCGUCCGCGUGCGCGCGCGCGCCGCGUGCGCUGUGCGCCGUGCGCGCGCGCGCCUGGCUGCUGCUGGCCGACUUGUGUCUCCGGUUGGAUCGAGUGAGCGCAGCAGCGGGGUGUGUCUCCGAAGCCGCGGCGUUGAUGCCGUUCAGUCAUUUAGUUCUAUAUACGAGAGGGUUGGUCCACGCGGCGAGUUCAGAGUGGGAGGAAGCCAGACAAUGCUUCCAGAAUGCGCUCGCCAUACAUCCCACACACCUCGACAGCAUCGUGCAGCUGGGCGCGGCAUACUACAACCUGGGCUGGCUGCGCCUGGCGGAGAAGUGUCUGCGGGAGGCGGCGCAGCUCGAGCCCGCGCGCGCCGACACGUGGCGGCGGCUGGCGCUCGUGCUGGCCGCGCUCGGCGAGCCCGCCGCCGCCGCCGACUGCGCCUGCGCCGCGCUCGCGCUGCAUCCACAGGUACGUACAGACACUGGCGGCGGCUGGCGCUCGUGCUGGCCGCGCUCGGCGAGCCCGCCGCCGCCGCCGACUGCGCCUGCGCCGCGCUCGCGCUGCAUCCACAGGUACGUACAGACACUGGCGGCGGCUGGCGCUCGUGCUGGCCGCGCUCGGCGAGCCCGCCGCCGCCGCCGACUGCGCCUGCGCCGCGCUCGCGCUGCAUCCACAGGCCCCGGCGUUGCCACUAUGAUACGGUAUGUUCUCCGCGCUCGAAGGCGGCGCGGGCGCUGAAGGCUGACUCAUCCCUGCAUAUCAUCCGCGAAUCCACCAAUCACACGCUUCCCGCAUUUGACCAAUCAGUGCCGCACUGGAUCUUCACAUCCCCGCGUUCGACCAAUCCGCGAAGUUGGGAUUGGGAAAUUGUUGAAGUGUCAAU